CACUAUUAGAAUAUAGUAUGAACGGCCCAUCCAGCCGUUUACAAAUUGCUACGAACAGGUCGCGUCAUUUCUUUACCAACCUAAGCUAAAGCUGAAGUCCUCGACAUGAGCGCUGAAUUGUGUUGGUCAGUACUUCGCAAGAACUCUUGUUUUCUUGUUAAAAGUCAGGGGUUGACGUUAACUAAGGAACCACACAAUCUUACUGGUUUAAACAGCUUUAAAUACAAUGGACUCGUAAACAAAAAGACAGUUGGUGUUACUUCUAAUGGUGGGAAAGGUGUUGUUCUUACCAUUCGAAAAAAAAAGUUGCGAGGUCAAAAGCAUUAUGAUAGUUCAAUUCUGUUAAAGGGAAGUCGUCAUACAAUGAAAUCCAUUAAAAAUAAAUUGUCAUCUAACAGCUAUCGAAAAGAUUUAAUUCAACCUGCCAUGCGACGUGCUUGUGCAAUUCUGAGAAGUCAAAAAACUACAGUUAUGAAAAAAAGCCGAUCUAGAAGAAAGAAGAACUAAAUAUUUACAAAUAUGAGAUUUUUUCUCACUUA
This is a messenger RNA of Hydra vulgaris (swiftwater hydra), 539 nucleotides long. Its product is annotated as large ribosomal subunit protein eL28. The record is from RefSeq and is a predicted model, not a curated record. Gene Ontology annotation, cellular component: cytosolic large ribosomal subunit; ribosome. Gene Ontology annotation, biological process: translation. Lineage: Eukaryota; Metazoa; Cnidaria; Hydrozoa; Anthoathecata; Hydridae. Gene Ontology annotation, molecular function: structural constituent of ribosome.